GCUAAUGAAAAGUUUGGCUGACAGGUCUGCCUCGUACCCUUGUCCCAACUGAGUUGGAAGGAGCUGCUGGUCACGCUCCCUGGUGGCACGGGCACCUGCCUGAGCGUGUGCUUCAGCUGGCGGUUUCAUCCCAUUUGUUUUUCAGAUGAUCACGCAACAUAGAGGCACACCUAGGCCCCCGAGAGCGCCUCCUUUCUGUGUCGUUGUCAAUGACACUGUGACACUUGCCUGGAGGGCACUGGGGGGCUGUGGUGUCUGAACAGCAUAUUUUGCAGGAUGAUUUUGACAACGAUGUUGAUGCUCUGCUGGAAGAGGGCCUCUGUGCUCCCAAAAAGAGGCGGAUGGAGGAGAAAUACGGAGGAGACAGCGACCACCCGUCAGACGGAGAGACAAGCGUGCAGCCAAUGAUGACCAAGAUUAAAACAGUGCUCAAAAGUCGUGGCCGCCCACCUACGGAACCACUGCCGGACGGGUGGAUCAUGACGUUCCAUAACUCCGGAGUCCCUGUGUACCUGCACCGAGAGUCUCGGGUGGUCACCUGGUCCAGGCCAUACUUCUUGGGAACGGGAAGCAUACGGAAACAUGAUCCUCCUCUGAGUAGCAUCCCCUGUCUGCAUUACAAGAAAAUGAAAGACAAUGAGGAAAGGGAGCAAAACAGCGAGCUCGCCCCCUGUGGAGAGGUGUCUCCUGCCAAGCCCCUGAGCCGAUCUGCAGAGCUGGAGCUCCCCCUGGAAGAGCCCGACUCCUUGGGGACUGACUUGGGGCCCCCAGAUGAGAAGGACCCACUGGGGGCCGAGGCUGCCCCCGGGGCCCUGGGGCAAGUGAAGGCCAAGGUGGAAGUGUGCAAAGAUGAAUCAGUUGACCUUGAGGAGUUUCGGAACUACCUGGAGAAGCGCUUUGACUUCGAGCAAGUUACCGUGAAGAAGUUCAGGACAUGGGCUGAGCGUCGGCAGUUCAACCGAGAAAUGAAGCGAAAACAGGCUGAGUCAGAGAGGCCCAUCCUGCCGGCCAAUCAGAAGCUCAUCACUCUGUCUGUGCAGGACGCGCCCACGAAGAAAGAGUUUGUCAUCAACCCCAAUGGGAAGUCGGAGGUCUGCAUCCUGCACGAGUACAUGCAGCGCGUCCUCAAGGUCCGCCCUGUGUACAACUUCUUUGAAUGUGAGAACCCAAGUGAGCCUUUUGGUGCCUCGGUGACCAUCGAUGGUGUGACCUAUGGAUCUGGAACGGCAAGCAGCAAAAAACUUGCGAAGAAUAAAGCUGCACGGGCCACGCUGGAAAUCCUCAUCCCGGACUUUGUUAAACAGACCUCUGAGGAGAAGCCCAAAGACAGUGAGGAGCUGGAGUAUUUUAACCACAUCAGUAUCGAGGACUCGCGAGUCUACGAGCUGACCAGCAAGGCUGGACUGCUAUCUCCAUACCAGAUCCUCCAUGAGUGCCUUAAAAGAAACCAUGGGAUGGGGGACACCUCCAUCAAGUUUGAAGUGGUUCCUGGUAAAAACCAGAAGAGUGAAUAUGUCAUGGCGUGUGGCAAGCACACUGUGCGCGGCUGGUGCAAGAAUAAGCGAGUUGGGAAACAGUUAGCUUCCCAGAAGAUCCUUCAGCUGCUGCACCCACAUGUCAAGAACUGGGGGUCCUUGCUGCGCAUGUACGGCCGUGAAAGCAGCAAGAUGGUCAAACAGGAGACGUCGGACAAGAGUGUGAUCGAGCUGCAGCAGUUUGCCCGGAAGAACAAGCCCAACCUGCACAUCCUGAGCAAACUGCAGGAGGAGAUGCGGAGGCUGGCGGAGGAGAGGGAGGAGACGCGGAAGAAGCCCAAGAUGUCCAUUGUGGCAUCUGCGCAGCCUGGCGGCGAGCCCCUGUGCACUGUGGACGUGUGAUGGUUGGUGGUCCGGGCUCAGGGGCUGCCAGCUCCGCUGCGGGGGAGACCUGCCCUCACUCUGCAGCCCCGGGUCUCCAGUCCACGGUCCCCCGCCACUGCCUGUCUGACAGCCAGGUCCACGCAGCUCUUCCUUGGGGGCCACCCACAGGUCUGGGUGGCCAUGUUAAAGCAUCGACUCAGCCUGCCACGCAGGUGGACACAGAGAGGUGGGAGGUUGACAUGGACCUCUGCUUGUGUGGACAUGCUGGACUGGUGUUAGGAAGGUUUUCAUGAAUUUUAGUAUGUAACAGGCGCUGACAAGAAAUGAUAGUUGGAUGACAUGAAAUGAGAAAGCCCUGCACCUGGGGCUCCCACGGGCACCGUAGGGACCUGGCCAGAAGGUGCACGCUGGCACCCCAUCCCCUUCCCUGCCUCCUGGGUUUUCCUUUUUUCUCUGAAAAAGUUAUAGUUAGGAAGGAGUAUUUCAGACCUGUUUGGUUUAAAAUAAACACAACUUAGUAUCAGAAUUUUUCAGAGGCUGUAGGCAAACCACCAAGGUGAUCAUUCUUUGCCUUGAAAUGCAUUGCCUGUGAUGUGGAUGAAGGCACCUGUUUGCACCCCUGCCCAGUUUGCUGCCCCUGCCUGGGCUGGGGUGCAGUCCAUUCUUCUGAGUAAGUCUUAAUGCCCGCAAAACAUGCCUUCUCAGACACUGAGGCCCCUCACCUUUCCUGGCCUCUGGCAAUUUUUUACUAAAUUUUUGCAGUCAAGUCUGUCCACCCAUCAAUUUUUAAAGCUUUUAUGAUAUUUUAGCGUUUGGAAAGAAACUUUUACAGUGAGAGUAGAAGAUAGAUUUGGAAUCAUGUAGCAGAUGUGAACAGUUAACGCAUUUUAGCUCAUGGACUUGAGAGGAAACGAGGACCCUCAGUGCAGUGCGUUCACGUGCUGGUGCUCCUCUCCAGAGCUGGUGCGAGCAUGUUGGGGCGGCACUGGAUUUUGAGAACAGCCGCCUGGUGCAGCCAGGUGACUAGAUGGCCCCUGUGGACAGGUGUGGGGUAGAUCUGUUCCCACUGAGUCCCAGCAGUCCAAGUUGGUUGUGAGCCGUUGGCUCCCCGCCCCUGGCACCUGUUCAGGGCACCGUGUGCUCAUGGCACAGUGCUGGACACCUCCCCUGUGGGUGGUGUUUUUACAGGAGAGACAGUAUUCUCUAUGCCCUGCUACCCCCCGUGACUGAGGUUGGCGCCUGUGCUGACCUUUGUAAAAGAGAGUCUGCAAAUGAAGUUGCUAUAAUUACACAUUUGCUUCUGUCCUGCCCUGUCUGCAGUUGUGAAUAACCAUUUGACUAUUACUGUUUGCCCUUAAAACAGUCAGAUGCACCACCUCAAACCAAAGCUUUGUGCACACUGGAGGCAGGUGAGCCUCACCGAGGCCUCCCCAAGUCCUUCCUUCCUCUGUCCCGUGUGUGGGUGCAAGUAUCCUGUGAACACAGCCGUACUGCAGGGGCAGAGGGAGCCUGUGCUGAGGCCAUUUCUGGGUGGCCACCACCCUUUGUGUACCUCCCAGGUGGCGGCUGGGCCAUGGCUAUAGGGGUGAGCCUUGAUUGAACGCAUAAAGCAAAACUGUCCAAAAGGAAAUGGCUGGUCUGUUUUUCUUCUGGCUAUGGGUCCUCAACUGGCCAGAGCUACCCUGAAGGCCAGAGCAGCUGAGUGGUGUCCCAACUCCACCCCUAGCUCUUGUGGUCACUGGGAGGUAUGUCCCUUUGGGGAUGGGACUGCAAUGAGGGUGGGGAAGGGCAACAGGCCAGCAUCUUGCUCUGUGCUCCCCAUGCCAUGUGUACAGCUGGCCCUUGGCCACAAGGCCUGUGUCUCUUGUCAGCAGGCUCUCUGCUGGGACACCGGGACUUUUGGCCACACAAAGAGUUG
This is a messenger RNA of Physeter macrocephalus (sperm whale), 3777 nucleotides long. RefSeq names its product DGCR8 microprocessor complex subunit (gene DGCR8). Gene Ontology annotation, biological process: primary miRNA processing. Gene Ontology annotation, cellular component: microprocessor complex. Bases 342 to 1877 code for a protein of 511 amino acids. The record is from RefSeq and is a predicted model, not a curated record. Lineage: Eukaryota; Metazoa; Chordata; Mammalia; Artiodactyla; Physeteridae. The transcript has 12 exons. Gene Ontology annotation, molecular function: heme binding; identical protein binding; double-stranded RNA binding.